Molecule: messenger RNA, 665 nt
Organism: Botrytis cinerea B05.10
Lineage: Eukaryota; Fungi; Ascomycota; Leotiomycetes; Helotiales; Sclerotiniaceae
Exons: 2
Coding region: 145-441 (98 amino acids)
Source: RefSeq, a predicted model, not a curated record
GCAUAUUCUUUCCAUGUUCAUGUUCAUCAUACCCCUAUCAUUACUUGCCAUCUUCUUCUGAGUCUCGUCAAUUUUCAGAUAGAUCUUUCCUUUUUGCUCCCUCAGACUUUAGAUCCUGCAGAUCGUGUAUAAUUUCAUCAAAAAAUGUCGACAGCAAAGCCCGUGGGUUCUGCGAAGGCAUACAAUCCGGAACUCAAUGAAGUUUUCGAUCUCUAUGGUCCAACUAUAGAUCGUCUGGCUUGUGCCGAAGCAUUGAACGUUCACGAGGCCAAGACAAUUGCGAAGUCAUACGCAAAUACGAUCAAGGACGAUUUGGAAUACCUUCGCUGUAUUGUUGCUGUUGGUGGUAACACGAUUACCAAUCGAUGGAGAAAAAAGUCUGGUGGCAAAAGCGACAAAACUUUACAGUCAGCUUUCCCUCGUAUAUUUUCUACGAAAUGAAACAUAGUUCAUGUCCACUACGAUUAUGAAGAUAUUACAUGGCAACCGACGAGAGGGUUUCGAGAUGCUUUGUUGAUACCUUGGCUUAAUCUUGAGACAUGAGAGAUAAUCCAUACAAGCUAUUGGCACUUUUGCAAGCGCGCACAAAAUAUUCUCCAGAACAAUGGGUAGCAUUCGAUAGCCAUUCAAUGAAUGUAAUGUGGGGGAGACGGGAGGACUUCGCA